Prosopis cineraria is the source of this 1592-nucleotide messenger RNA. RefSeq names its product probable disease resistance protein At4g27220. Lineage: Eukaryota; Viridiplantae; Streptophyta; Magnoliopsida; Fabales; Fabaceae. The record is from RefSeq and is a predicted model, not a curated record. The transcript has 3 exons. The coding region runs from base 315 to 1592 and encodes 425 amino acids. Gene Ontology annotation, molecular function: ADP binding.
GAAACAUCUUCUCUGCAUAUUAUCACUUCCAAUUUUUGUUCCUUUCUCACUCUUCCAAAUCUACAAGCCAAGAAUCAUCAACUGAAGUGCAAGUUAACACAACAGACAGCGUGUUUUCGGGUCCAUAGAAAUAAUGGAAACUGGACAGCACCGACUGAUCAUCUUAUCUACAUACUCUCACUUCCAGCUUCCGAGUUCCAACUGAGUUGACGACUCGUUCACACGCAAAAUCUGGUCAUCACAGUGCUAUUCUGUUCUUCUUACUCUUCAAUAUCUGCAGGUGGAAGUUCAUCACAGGUUGCUAUUAAUUCAAAAUGGCAGAGGUGGGAGUGUCGGUGGCAGCAAAACUUGCUGAAUAUUUGGUAGAUCCAACUUUACGACAGUUGCAAUAUUUGUUCUGUGUCAGAAAAAUCACCACAAAUGUUGAGAUCGAUAAGGAGGAGCUCAUACUCAAGCAAGGGAGAGUGAAAGAACGUGUUCAAGAGGCCAUUAACAGGACUGACAGAAUUGAUGAUGUGGUUAAAAAGUGGAUGAAUGAUGUGAAAAGCCUGAUAGCAGAGAUGGAGAAUUUGGAGGAAGAGCUAAAGGCCAACAAUGGCUGCCUUCGACAGUGGUGUCCUACUUGGAAGAGAUAUUGUCUUUGCAAAAAGUUGGCCAAGACAACUCAAAGAAUGAUAGACCUAAAUGCAAAGAGUGAUCAUUUUAAUCCAUUUUCUCAUCCUAUUAUUGCUCUAGAUAUAGAGUACCACUCUUCUCAAAAUUUUGAGUUCUUCAACUCUACAAAAAUGGCUUUUGAUCAAUUGUGGAAGGCGUUGCAACAAGAUGGCAACUUCAUAAUUGGGCUAUGGGGUAUGGGUGGUUCAGGGAAAACUACCUUGGCAACAGAAGUAGGAAAGAAAGCCAAAGAGUCAAAGCUAUUUGAUCGAGUUGUGAAAACUACGAUUUCUCAAAGCUUGGAUAUGAGAAGAGCUCAAGGUGAAAUUGCCGACAUGUUGGGACUUAAAUUGGAGGAAGAAUCUAACACUGGAAGGGCAAAAAGAAUAGCACUAAGAUUACAAAGUGGAGAAAGAACUUUGAUAAUAUUAGAUGAUGUAUGGGCUAAGCUGAACCUUGAGGACAUAGGGAUUCCUAUUGAGGGAAAUCAUCAAAAAAGUUGCAAAAUUGUCCUAACCACACGGCGCCUAGAAGUAUGUAUUUUGAUGGGUUGCCAAAAGGAGAUUCAACUUCAGUUGUUACAAGAAAAUGAAGCUUGGGCUUUGUUUCAAGCUCAUGCUAAUGUGGAUGAUGCAGCUCAAGAAGUUGUGGCACAAGCAAUUGCUAAGGAAUGUAAGGGGCUACCCAUUGCAAUUAUAGCUAUGGGAACUUGCUUGAAAAGAAAAGGUGUUGAUGAGAUGAAAGUAAUGCUGGACAGGUUAAGGAAUGCGAAACCAAACAAUGUGGACAAAGGUGUGAGAGAUGUUUUUGCUUGUCUUGAAUUAAGUUAUGAUUAUUUGGCAAUGCCAGAAGCCAAGCUGCUAUUGAUAAUGUGUGCUAUGUUUCCAGAAGAUCAUAAAAUUGACAUUGAGAUCUUUUUAGAUAUGGAGUGGGGUUAG